Messenger RNA from Emiliania huxleyi CCMP1516, 1936 nucleotides. RefSeq names its product putative sensory transduction histidine kinase. Gene Ontology annotation, molecular function: histidine phosphotransfer kinase activity; phosphorelay sensor kinase activity. The record is from RefSeq and is a predicted model, not a curated record. Lineage: Eukaryota; Haptophyta; Isochrysidales; Noelaerhabdaceae. Gene Ontology annotation, biological process: protein autophosphorylation; phosphorelay signal transduction system. The coding region runs from base 26 to 1816 and encodes 596 amino acids. The transcript has 6 exons.
CUCCGCCGCGCAGGUCGUCUCCAACAUGUGGGAGCUCGACCAGGCGGGCGGACACUUCCCAGACACUUCCCAGACACUUCCCAGACACUUUCCAGACACUUCCCAGACACUUUCCAGACACUUCCCAGACACUUUCCAGACACUUUCCAGACACUUUCCAGACAUGUGGGCGCUCGGCCAGGCGGGCGAGGGCAAGCAGCAGGCGGGCGGAGGCAACGAGGCGCUGCUGAUGCCCUCCUUCGCCGAGGAGGAGGUGGACCUGGUCUCAGAGAUCGAGCGUACCGUCGGGCUGCUGCUCGCCUCGCCGACCGCAAAGGCGGAGGUCAAGCUCAAGUCGUGCUUCGACCCCCGCCUGCCGCAUGUGCGAGUCGACGCCUCGCGGCUGAUGCGCGCCCUGCUCAACCUCCUCACAAACGCGAUCAAGUUCACCACCUCGGGCUCGGUCACGAUCUCGGUCAAGCUGCUCAGCGAGCCACCUCCCGUCGGAGGGCUGUGCGAGGCGCACUUCGAGGUCGCAGACACCGGCCGGGGGAUGGAGGCCGAGGAGCUGCAGCGGGCAACGCACCCGUACUCGCGCUCCUCGACGGCGGAGGGCGGCGGGAUGGGGCUCGGGCUCGCCAUCGCCGCGAAGGCGGUGGCCGAGCUCGGCGGCAAGCUCGAGCUGCGCAGCGAGGGCCUCGGCUGCGGCACGAGCUGCUCCUUCUCCGUGCGGAUGCAGCGGGGCGGCUCGACCUGCUCCGGCUCGCGCGGCUCGUCCGAGUCGCUCGAGGUGAGCCCGCCGGCCGCGGGGCGCCGCUUGCGCGUGAUGCUUGUCGACGACUCCGAGCUGCUGCUGAAGAGCGUGUCGGAGGUGAUCGCCUAUUUCGGGCACACGAUCUCGCACACCGCCGCCGACGGGGAGGCUGCGCUGCAGCUGCUGCGCGCCCACUCGCACGAGAUCGACGUCGCCUUCGUCGACAUCAACAUGCCCCUCAUGCGCGGCGACGAGGCGAUCCGGAGGUACCGCGAGUGGGAGCGAGGCCACGCGCGGCCGCGGUUGCGCGCGUAUGCGAUGAGCGGGGACACGAACGCCGCGAUGACCAAGCAGCUCCGCGUGGACGGCUUCGACGGGAUCCUCGCCAAGCCCGUCUACCCGCUCGCCUUCUCCCGGAUAUGCGAGGAGGUGUUUGCGGCGCUGCCCGCCGCGGGAGCCGCGCCGCCGCCCGCCUCGCCCCCGCGGGUCGUGCCAGCCACCCUCUCCGAGGCCCUGCGAGGCGUGCCAGCCACCCUCUCCGAGGCCGUCGGCCGCGGCGCAGCCGCGCGCGCACCCGCCACCGGCCUGGCCGCCGCGCCCGCCGCGCCCGCCGCGGGCUCCUCCACGCUCGCCUCUGGCUCUGCGAGCGGGUCGGCGAGCGGGGCUGCGAGCGGGGCGGCUUGUGAGACGGAGGCGGAGAUGCUCGCCGCGCUGCCCGACUCGGUCUUCAACGCGCGCGACUUUGUGGCGGUGUUUGGCAUCCCGAUGGACAUCGCGGCCGCGCUGGUGGCUCAGAUGGACCUCUCCCUGGGCAGGGGCAUGGAGAGCAUGGUCGAGGCGGAGGGGGCGCCGUGGGACGAGGCCGGCACGCAGAGCGUCAUGGGAAUCGCUCACACCGCCAAGGGGAACGCGCUGCAGGUGUGCGCCUCGCGCCUGGCUGCCGCCUCGGAGACGCUCGAGAUCCUUGCGGCGGGCGGCAAGAGCGAGCGCGCGAGCGCCGCCCUGGCGGUGUGGCGCAAGACGGCCGAGGAGUUCCGCCACUUUGUCAGAUGCAACCCCACGCUCGAGGACCUCUUGGAAUGAGCGCCGGGCGUGUGCAUCGUGCCCCGCCCUGCGGAUUGUACACAAUGCUACACACAGCCGGCCAGGGAGCGGGGUGCAGGCUGCAGGGUUGGAACGGCGGGCAAGCAGCAAGCUGGCGUC